Closterium sp. Naga37s-1 is the source of this 1353-nucleotide messenger RNA. The record is from the annotation of a GenBank genome assembly. Lineage: Eukaryota; Viridiplantae; Streptophyta; Zygnematophyceae; Desmidiales; Closteriaceae.
GUGGCUGCUCAACUCAACUGCGGCGACCUGAUGGAGUGUCCUGGUCUCGGGCAGUGUGUGGCCCCGGAUAAGCUGUGCGACGGGACGGCCGACUGCAAGGACAAGAGCGACGAGGCCGCGUGGUACUGCAACCCGCUUGACUGCUCCGACCCGGAUACCACCGUGCAGUGCGUGGGAACGGAGUACUGCGUGAAGCCCAGUCAGAUGUGCGACGGCAUCAUGCAGUGCCCGGGCGCGAUAGACGAGUCCCCCGGCUUCUGUCUCGACUACCGCAGCUCAAACUGCAACGAGGAUCAGGUCAAAUGCACCGCCACCUCUACCUGCAUCAAGGGGUACAUGUGCGACAGCGUGCCGAAUUGCCCCAAGGUGAAAAACGCCAGCGGAGUGCUGAUAGCUCCGGACGAGGACUCCAGAUCCCGGAAUUUCCGCGCUCUUUCCUCUCCCCACUCGUCACACUCGUCGCACUAUUUCCAACUACGUCUCGGGCAGUGUGUGGACCCCAGCAAGCUGUGUGACGGGACGGCCAACUGCAAGGACAAGAGCGACGAGGCUGCGUGGUACUGCAACCCGCUCGACUGCACCGACACCACUGUAAUACAUCCCUCCCCAGUCCCUCCCCUACCGCUCUCACAUUCCCCGCCCGACAAGCGCAACUGCUCUGCCUGCACUCGCUGCUCUGCCCACACUCGCUGCUCUGCCCACACUCGCUGCUUUGCCCACACUCGCUGCUUUGCCCACACUCGCUGCUCGUUCCGGCUUGCAAUUGGCAUGGUUUCUUUUGAGGCGCCUCAAGAGUCGUUCCCUCUCCUCGACUUCCUCACCCUCAAAGCUCCCCUUCCCUUCACCCGUCCCUUUCCCCGUGCGUCCGCCAUCCCUUCCACCAUCCCGCCCGCUGUCCCCCUCUUUCCCCCGCAGGUGGAGUGCGUGGGAACGGAGUACUGCGUGAAGCCGACUCAAGUGUGCGACGGCAUCAUGCAGUGCCCGGGCGCCAUCGACGAGUCCCCCGGCUUCUGCCUCGACUACCGCAGCUCCAACUGCCAGAUAGACCAACUCAAAUGCACGGCCACCUCUGCCUGCAUCAAGGGCUACAUGUGCGACGGCGUGCCGAAUUGCCCGAAAGUCAGGAACGCGAGUGGAGUGCUGGUGGCACCAGAUGAGGACGCCAAGUAUUGUGCUGCGUACUCGUGCCUGGACGGGUUCCAGAAGUGCGGCGAUGGGAAGCAGUGCGUGCGCUACGAGGCUUUCUGCAACGGCAAAAAGGACUGCUUCGGUGCGUGCCUUUCCUGCCCUCCGCCCCCCUCCCCACCCGCUCCUGCACCCUCUUGCACUCCUCCCAACCACCUUCCCUCUUGA